Bipolaris oryzae ATCC 44560 is the source of this 234-nucleotide messenger RNA. RefSeq lists its product as uncharacterized. The record is from RefSeq and is a predicted model, not a curated record. Bases 1 to 234 code for a protein of 77 amino acids. Lineage: Eukaryota; Fungi; Ascomycota; Dothideomycetes; Pleosporales; Pleosporaceae. The transcript has 2 exons.
AUGAAAGCAACCGCUACUGUUCUGGGCUUAACGGCUCCGCAUAUUGCUUUUGAUUUACCCCCAGGCUUGGAUCUCGAACAGCCCGCUAUCUCCGUCGGUGUUCCCCCCUGUUUCCUUAUUCGAGCUGGCAGUGAGACUGGCACCAGAUCCGUAUCGCUAUGCGCCCCAAGGAGUGCUUCUGCUUCGCAGCCACAAAAGGCUUGCUUCUUGAAAAGUGUUCAUCUCUCUGGUUAG